UUUCUGAGCAACUGUUUUGACAGGAAAAUCGACAUUUUUUGAGGGACGAAAUGCAACCGACAAAAGCUAUGCGGAAGACCACUCGAGUUGACUUGACUGCCAUUGCAUUGAGCGGCUGCAGCAGCUGGUUGUUACUGUUGUUGUUGCUGGUUGCAGUGACGACGGCGGCUGGAGCAGCGGGCAAGGCAGACAGUCCGCGCCCGGCCUUCUUCCGACUCGAGGACGAACUCUUGCAUGUCAGCACGCUCUACCAUGCGGGCGAUGUGGCGCGCUCGACCGUGCUCAGGCACAGUGACGACAGGAAGAGCGUGUCGUUGGUCGAUUGGCCCUUUGGCAGCACCGACUUUGGCAGCGCGCCAGUGUCUGUGUCUGUGCUCGCUGCCGUUGCGUCCAAUGUCAAGUUGGGCGCGGGAACGCGGUACGGGAACGCGGUACAGGUCUCACGACGACCAAGAAUUUGUGUGCUACAUGACACAACCAGAGGACGACAACAAGGCUGCUGAAGAGCGUCCGUCCAUCACGCAACUAUUGGCGCCGAUGGCUGCGCAGUGCAUCUCGCAUAGCGUGGGCUGGUGGCAUUACGAGUUCUGCUAUGGACGCCAUGUCCGACAGUACCACACAAACAACGCGGGACAAGAGGAUGCCAGCUACAUUCUCGGAUACGACCGACACCACCAGUCAUUCGAUCACUCAGAUGCAGCAGCGCACCCCGAUGCCCAAAAAGACUCGGCAAGGGGCUCGAUUGAGCAAGAUGACGAGCUUACCCACCAGUACUUUGACGGAACCUUCUGCGAGCUGAUUGGCGCUCGUCGAAAAACAGAAGUCCGCUUCCACUGCGCACCAGACAAGCCAGAUCAUGUUCUAUCAAUCCGUGAAGUCGCCACCUGUGUGUAUGCGAUGGUCAUCAACACCCCGCGCGUGUGCUCGCAUCCGCAUUUUUCGACAGCUCAGAGCGCCACGCCGGGAGGUGUGCUCAAGCACCACCAGUCUGUCGUUUGUGCGCGCAUUGCGGAUACUUCCUCGCCGCGCGAGUCUGCAGUUCCCAGAGUCUCGGCAACAAUUCCCUCCGUCCCACACGACCCUGUUGCUCUCCACUGGGCUUCGCAAAAUACUCGGCUCCCUCCGCCACUGUUGGACAGGGAAGUCAAUGUCGAUGCACCUCCCGGCCCGGUCGUGUCCUUUCUCAAGCAGCCUCAGGAGCUGGAAUUUGCUCGCCAAACUGCCGUUGCAAUGCAGUUCUUGCUUGCAGACGCAAUCCCGGACGUGGGUGGCGCGGCAGACCAAGGCGGGGUCGAUCUGAACCAAGUACUGGCAGCCGUCACCCAAAACAACCAAGAAGCGGGAGCCUUUCGGCUGCCAGCUGGUGCCCAAUUAGAGACUAGUGUGGACGCAGAUGGAAAUCAGGUUGUGACCAUCAACUUGGGUCACAUUUCUGUGCAAUUUGGCGCGCAAAACGAACCAGGAUCGCAAUCAUCGAAUCAACAGCAGCAGUCGGACAAGCCCGAGCGGCAAUCCAACGGCCUGUUUGAAGCAGGUCCGAAUCACAACGGGCAGCGAGGGGUGGAGAUUGCCAAUUUUGGAAUGUCUGUCGAGAAGGAGGAGGAGGAGGACGUCGAGGUCGUUGAGAUGUCUGCCGAAAUGAAAGAGCAGGUUGCCAAGGCGCUUGCUGCAGGUCUACGAGAGGCCUUUGCUCGUAUGCAGAAUUCUCGAGGCCCGAAUGCUCACGCUGCACCAGCUGGACAAUUGGCGGGUAAUGAGCGCGAUUCGCAUCAGCAGCAGCAGCAACAGCCACAUCAACCACAACAGCAACAUCAACCACAGCAACAACCACUGCAACAACAACAACCACUGCAACAACAGCAACAACAGCAGCAACAACAGCAACUUGAACACCAAGAGCAAGAUCGGACACAGCAACCACAGGCCGCGCGCCCAAUUCGUCCGCUCACUGAGGAAAAAAGACAACGUCAAAUGGAGCAACACCGUCUCAGGCAACAACACCAGCGACCAGGAGCCCAAGCUGUGCCUUGACAUGUUGUUUGUGCAAUGUUGAAUGUUGCUGUCCAACACACAUGAAUGAAUACACAAUGCCCAGCGACGC
Messenger RNA from Capsaspora owczarzaki ATCC 30864, 2101 nucleotides. RefSeq lists its product as hypothetical. The record is from RefSeq and is a predicted model, not a curated record. Gene Ontology annotation, cellular component: endoplasmic reticulum lumen. Gene Ontology annotation, biological process: retrograde protein transport, ER to cytosol; endoplasmic reticulum unfolded protein response. Lineage: Eukaryota; Filasterea; Ministeriida; Capsasporidae. The transcript is spliced from 3 exons. The coding region runs from base 469 to 2031 and encodes 520 amino acids.